Molecule: messenger RNA, 635 nt
Organism: Chionomys nivalis (European snow vole)
Lineage: Eukaryota; Metazoa; Chordata; Mammalia; Rodentia; Cricetidae
Gene: Fam162b
Product: family with sequence similarity 162 member B
Exons: 4
Coding region: 21-494 (157 amino acids)
Source: RefSeq, a predicted model, not a curated record
CAGAGAGUGUGGUGUGCAGGAUGUUCUGGGUCCGCGGCAGCGUCCUGCGCUGGGGCUUGGAGUUCACCGUCCGCCGCGCCCCUCCAACUGUCCCGAGUUGGCCCGGAUGGGGUCCCCGGGCCUCGAGUCACCCCUGUAGCUCCAGCAGUCAGAACCCCAGAGGUUCUGAGCCCCCAGAGAAGGUUCACAGGAUCCCCGCCCAGUACAAGCCUUCGCAAUUCGACAAGAAAAUACUGCUAUGGACCGGGCGUUUCAAAUCCAUAGAUGAGAUCCCGCCCCUAGUACCGCCUGAAAUGAUAGACGUUGCCAGGAACAAAGCUCGAGUGAAAACUUGUUACAUAAUGAUCGGGUUCACAAUCAUUGCCUGCUUUGCUGUGAUUGUGUCUGCCAAAAGGGCUGUAGAACGACAUGAGUCCUUAACAAGUUGGAAUCUGGCAAAGAAAGCCAAGUGGCGUGAAGAAGCUGCACUGGCUGCACAGGCUAAGGCUAAAUGAUGCUGAAGUGUCAAAGUACUCACUCAGAAGCCAUUACUAUUAUGAGCAAUAAUAAAAGAUUGAUAAAAUAUUUGCUAUGGUUUUAUUUUGGUAACAAAAACACUAAGAUCUUCCUAAUGUUGUAGUAAACUUUUACUAACA